AUGUCUUUGCGCGGGCCCAUGAGGCGGUCCCAUCUGCGGCAGGUGAGCGCCGCAAGUUUGGAGACCCUUUCCACGGCCCACUCAAUUGAAGCAUCGCAUCGCGACCACGGCCCCACGCCGGACGAACGCAUUGUCCGAGUGUUCCCCAGCUUGACCCGGAGACAAUGCACCUUGUGGGUUCACGAUGAGAUGUUCUCACGGGAGGAAAUUUUACUCAACCCCUCGGCAUUCGGUGAAAGUGGAGUCCAAGUCGGCGAUGUGGUUGAGAUUCUGCCUGUUCGAGCGUCUGGGGACCCCGUCCAUUCCGCCUUGAAGCCAGAUGCAGCUGUGAAGACAGCCCGUGACGGCCAUAGUGAUCUGAAUCCACCAUCCCAGACUGACCGCACUUCCAAAUUCAAAACCCCGCUGCAAAGCCGAUGUUUAUUCGUGGUCAAGCCUCUCCCGCAAGACAUCAAGUCUCGGCAUCCAAAAAUGGAAAUCUCAGUGACCAACAGCGUGGCCAAUAUCUUUGGGUUCAAGAACCGGACCCAGGUACUCUUGGCAAUAGUGAAUCGGGAGCAAUGCGCCGCGUCUCACGUGGAUAUCGCGUUUCGCGAUCAGUACAUGGUUCGCUCUGAUAUGUGGCGAUUGGUCAUGUCGGAGCUUGUAGACAAGAUCAUCUACAAGGGACAAAAGAUCAUGUUCAUGGGCAGUAUCAAAGCCACUAUCAAGAACAUCUUCAUUCGAGAGAAGAAGGUCCUUUCCGGCUACUUCUCGCCUAAUACCAUUCCGGUCUUCCGCAGCGAAUCAGCCAAAUAUGUCUUGUUUAUUCAGAUGUCGCGAGAGAUGUGGGACUUUGAUUCCGAAGGAUCUGGGGAUAUUUUGUUCAGCCGAGUUAUCAACGGCUUCUUACCGGAGCUUUUCAAGCGAUGGGUCAACUCUGACGCGAAGCAUUUGGUCACCAUCGUCCUGUUUACCCGCGUGGAAUACGAUGCAUCUACCCACCCAAACCUGUCCAGACUCAAUACUGGAAACUUGAAGAAUACCUCUGGUCCGAAUCGUGUUCCGACUCGUGAUUUCUACCGUGUUGUUGUGAACGAUAUGGCAAGUGGCCACUGGACCACUAUUCUCGAUGAGCUGAAAAAGAACUUCCGAACAUUCCUGAGAGAUGUCUCUAUCCUGAAAACAGAAGAUCUGGAUGCUGCAGCAGGGAGCGGUAUCAAGAUCCCUGCCAAGCCUCAUACCGCGACUAUUGCCGGGCGUCCUAGUACAGCUCUACGAGGCAACAUUCUAGAAGCCAUUCAUCUUGCCUCCGCUCACUUAGCGUAUGACCAUAUUGACCGAGAUAUGGUGCACACAGGCACUUCAAUCAUUGUCAUCACACCUGGUAGCGGUGUGUUCGAGGUGUCUUACGAGUCUCUUGCCUCUACUACAGAAGCCCUUGCGAAUCGUGGCAUAGCUAUUGAUCUCGUCUGUUUGAGCCCCAUGCCUCUUCACUCAGUGCCUUUGUUCAAAUAUCGAGAGCCGGCUGAACAGCAUUAUAGCUCAUUCUCCAAGACAAGUGAAAACCCCAAAACCAAUAUGUCACCCGAGAUACCUCAUUCCAUAUCGAGCCUGGUCAGCAGAUCAUCCUAUCUGUCCCCUGGGUCAUAUCUUUCUGCCACUCGCAUGCGAGAGCGAGGCAACCUUAAGCCAAAGGAUUGGAGCUACGGAAUCCCCCAUUGGCUUGAUAUUUCCUAUUGGAAUCCCGAAACGUACCGAGAAGCUCGUCGAAUUCUGAAAAACGACCCCAAUGCGCCCAUUCCGUUCACUGUCACCCGGCCAUCCAAAGCUUUCACCCCGCGGGUGCGUAUGUACGAGAUCCAAAUGAUGGGAGUCAUGGAAAGUGAGCAAUCAAACAUCUCUAUUCCGUACCUGCUUGAGGGACAUGAUCUGGGAAGGUCUCGUGGCACCUGGCUUGGAAAUGUUGCCCCUAUUCGCUCCGCUCCAAGGACACGUUUUGCGAAUUCCUCGUCUCUUAAAGUGCAAUACAGUGACAGUCUAAGGCCCGAGCCAUCAUCGUUCCUUGAAAAUGUUGCCGACCAAAGUGAAAAACAGGCUAAGGUCUUGCAGAAAUCACGCAAGUCCGUGAUGGGUUGGAUGGAUCAGUACGAUGAAAAUGUCUUCUCAGCGGCUCCUAAACGGCGCCAAGCCCCAAAGCCCAAAAGCAAGCGCCUAAGCGAACCCGAGGUCCAGGUUUCGGGCGUGCAUGAACGAAUAUCUGCGCGAUCUAUAUCUCAUCUUCGCGAACAUGAGACGAACGCAAGCGAGAACAAUCAGAUUUCGUGGGCUAGUGGUCCCCGGAGACUUGAUGCAUCCUCUAUUACCACUCCAAAAGGCUCUAUCUCUUCAAAGAGCCCAUCACCAAAUAAGCCAGUAUUGAAGGCUGUGGCAGCUCCACGGGCCUCGAGGAUCUCUCGAACAAUCAGCUUUGCGCUCCGUGGUCUGAGUGCCACUGCCCCGAGAGCCCAAGCAAGUACAGGCAUCCAUGUAGAGCAUGCCAGUGCGGGACCCAUGUCCAACCAAAGAGGCCCUCGCAGCACGUUCUCGUCAGACACCAGAAGUAUUGCGUCCUUGAGUCCUUCGGAAACUACGUCGAUCCGAACCAUUGCUGACGUGUCAUCACGACCAUCUACACCUCCAAAGCUUCGUCCGGAGCCCCGGCCAGCUCCUUCCAAGCCGAUAUCCAUAAAACCGCCAGUAAAAAAGCCUUCAGAAGCUGCGGAGCAGCCAGAACGUGGAGCGCCGCAGAGUUCAUUAUCGACAUCGGCGGCCGACACCCAAUUCAAUGAAGAGGGCCGUGACGAAGGCCCAAGGCGACUCCAAGACCAUAAAGUUGGGAUCACUGUCAAUCACAGUUCUCGAGAUGGGUCGGUUCGGUGCUCGCCAAGCAAAGCCCUCUCCCCUUGGGUUCGAUCUGUGAAUCCUUGCAAUACACCCAAGGACGUUCUGCGCAACACUAGCUGGUUUGGCCGCUGGCAGCAUGCAUACCCUCGUCCUCCACAUGUGGCUGUGGUCAAGUGGAAAAGUUUGAAGUCACCGGCAGUGCUGCCGUUGACCACCGAAGAGUUCCCCACAGCCACUGAACUUGCUUCUGAAUAUUUACAAACACCGUAUCGUGUCUUUCCAAACGAUGACUCGGAUGGAUUCGAAUGUCCCAAGUCCCGCGGCAUACUCCUGCGAGAGAUGAUCUCGCUUCGACUGUCCCACGGCUUCCAGAUCGUUGUCGGCAAGAAUGUGGCUGACGUGUCGGCACAACCUGCUCUCGAGUCUUUAAAUGUCUUCGACACGCGGGGUCUCGAACGAGACGGUGUCAUUGUUUUCCUCUCCAAGGGGAAUGCUAUUCAUCGUCUCAUCUGCGUACACGGUGGUGAAAUAGAAGUGACGCGCUUUACACACCAAACAGCUGCGGUGCUUGCGUCUUCCAAACAAGCGAGCUUCACCCUGUAUCAGCCAGCCAUGAGAACCAUUCUGAAUCCAGAAUAUGAAUUAAAGGACAUUAAGCUGGACACAACCGCCGAGGAGUAUAACUGGAACUAUGCCGACAAUUACUUGGCAGGUCAUCGGGACUACCUCCAUAAUCCGGCACAGCAACUCCAUUUCUGGCGGGUUCGCUAUGUGUUGAUCCCCAUGCAAUUGCACACUAAUUCGCGGCGUCAUUUGCAAUCCUUCAACGAGGAUAACGAAGAGGAAAUCCACCUGCUCGGAAUUAGCCAGCUCACCCAUAUCUGGCAGCGACACAAAUAUGUAUCCCCUGAGGAGAAGCGAUUUGAAACAUCGACCAAGAAGAGGGACGCUAAUCCACUCAAUAUCAUGUACCAGACGCGGAACCCAUCAGAAGUUGUCGCUGCAGAGCUUGAUCGGCUCUUGCUCAUUGACCCGGGACUCGACAAUCCGCCAGCUCAGCUUCUCCCCGAGUCAGAACUGCUUGAGAGAUCCAGCAUCAACUUGUCCACUUUUGCCCAGGUGAUCCAGGCUGAAAAGGGUGUGCGAAUGAUGGAUCGACGAUGGCAUUGGCGGCUGCAUUACAACUGUUUCAUUGGCUUCGAGUUCACGACUUGGUUGCUACAAAAUUUUCGUGAUAUUGACACCCGCGAAGAGGCGGUUGGGUUUGGCAACGAAUUAAUGAAGCACGGCCUGUUUCAGCACGUGGAGAAGAGACACAAUUUCCGUGAUGGCAACUAUUUCUACCAGAUUUCAGCUGAAUAUCGUGUCACCCGCCCGGAAUCUCGAGGUGGCUGGUUCCCUCAGCUUCGACCUGACAAAUCGAUGCCGUCCACACCUGCUAUCGGAAAUGUGAAAGACUCUCCAUCUAGUGUUCAUACCCGCUCCGACAGCACAGACGAGUGUGUGCCGCCAACACCGAACACCCCAUCCAAGAGCAAGAAUAAGGUCGCUAUCAUGCUGUCGAAAUCACUCAAAUAUGACGUGGAUAAUCGCAAACGAUCGAAUCGUCCUGAAGUUGUCGAUCUCCAUUAUGACCGGCUGCAUAACCCCGAGAACUGUUUCCAUAUCGAGCUCAGCUGGAUGAACACAACACCCAAGCUGAUUGAAGACACGGUUCAUUCGUGGGCCUCGACUGCAGAAAAGUUUGGUCUGAAGUUGGUUCAAGUGCCCAUUGCCGAAGCCUGCGCGAUUGACCGGACCCAGCCAUUCCGCAAACCUUACAAGGUUAAGCUGAAAGUCCCGCCUCCCAAGGGGCCCGUUCACACUGUCUUCAACAAUGCAUCGUUCGCGCAACCAGGCCCACCGGACAAACUCUACUACCAAAAAGCACUCCUGCGAAAGUUCGACUUCGUACUGGACUGGGAAGCGUGCACGGCGUUCCCGGCGGAUGUAGAGGUCUCCUUCUCCUGGGGCAAGCCGGACUACAAGUACCCGCAGUUCAUCCACCGGGCAGGUAGCCUUCUCGUCCAGAUCACCGAGGAGGGUGACUUCUUGUUCCUUGCGAAUCGACUGGUCAGCACGCGCAGUUUGUCGAGCCGAGAUGCAGGCCGGUACGAGCAUUACAGUCGCCCAGAAUACCGGGGCCGCACUGGCACGCAUGAUCCACUGGACCGCAUGUCGCCGCGCCUGUCGCCGCUCACCCGGCCUAUUCAUGAUACUGGCAGCCCACUCCCCCCGGCUGGAUCCAAGGACAUCGACUCUGCGAAUCUGUACCGAGCACCCGAAGUCAUCCUCCACGGCUUCGUUGAUUUCUGCAAUGACACCGCGCAGCUCGAACAAUUCUACAGCGAGUCGCAUGUCCGCCCGGUAUCAACCAAGGUCGAGCCCACCACUGCGCACCUCAUGGACACGUCCAUCCCGUCCCUGGAGCUCCCGGCCAGCGUGGUUAGCCACCACAUCUCCCCUCCACCCGGCUUGCCGUCCCGUGUGACGAUGGAGUCCCGCGACUCUCGCGACGGGCUGAAGUCGCCGGAGGUUGCACGGACCCGAGCUCGGGGAGAAAGUGUUAGCUACAAGGGUAGCCCACGCAGUGGGAGUCUGCGUCCCCUGAUGUGA
Molecule: messenger RNA, 5520 nt
Organism: Penicillium canariense
Lineage: Eukaryota; Fungi; Ascomycota; Eurotiomycetes; Eurotiales; Aspergillaceae
Gene: iml1
Product: GTPase-activating protein IML1
Exons: 1
Coding region: 1-5520 (1839 amino acids)
Biological process (GO): negative regulation of TORC1 signaling; intracellular signal transduction; positive regulation of autophagy
Cellular component (GO): GATOR1 complex
Molecular function (GO): GTPase activator activity
Source: RefSeq, a predicted model, not a curated record